GGAUUUAUAAUCUCGCAGUGGUAACAGGCACAUCUCAUCUGUCCAGUGUUUGUCCACUAUAGUUUGCAUCCUUGUGCCAGCUCGGCCCCUCCCUCCUGCGAGCAUCAGGCGGACGCUGGUCCUCACUGCAGUCCGCAGUAAAUCCACCGAAGCCCGUCAGAGUGCAGCAGACUGCAGUCUCCAUCACACCGAUCCUCCUCCUCCACCUCCUCCCUGCGCUCCCCUGGCAGGUGGAAAGGACAAUGGCUUUCAUCUUAGUCCUGGCCACGUUGGCCCUGAUGGUCUCUGCUGAAGGAAGUGUUGGACCGAGUACCAACACCAGCUUUUGCACAGAGUCAAAGGAAUGUCUCGAGUAUGACCUGAUCUGCAAAACAGAUGAAUAUGAGGUGCGACACUACAGCCCCACUCGUUGGGUGUCAACAGAUGCCGAAGCCUAUUUCAUGGGCGUAGGUGCAGCCAUGGCCUUUAGGAGACUUUUCCAGUACAUCACUGGAGCCAAUGAAGGAGGCAUCCAGAUGGAGAUGACCGCCCCUGUCCUGGUCAAAAUCCCAGAGGAAACCAAGAUGUGGGAACCAGCUGUCUACACGCUCAAUUUCCCGCUCCCGGCAGCCUAUCAGGACAAACCACCCGUGCCCACCAAUGACAAGCUGUAUUUCACUGAGAUGCCAGAGAUGGACGUCUAUGUGAGGAGUUACGGAGGCUGGAUGCUGUCAGUCACCUCCAGGCUUCACGCUCACCUGCUGACUAAAGAACUAGAGAGAGUUCGGGCUUCUUACAACCACAGCUACCACUACGGAGUCGGCUAUGACAGUCCCCUGAAGCUGCUGAACAGGCACAAUGAGGUGUGGUAUGUGGCCGAGGGACAGCUAAUUUGCACAGAUCCACAGGAACCGACCCCUGCACAUACUCCCAGGCUGACUAUAACCAGCUCACUCACAGACUCGCCGUCUGAACCUCUUCCACACACACUCUCUGAUUCCCCCUCACUCGAUCCCUCCAACCUUUCCACAAACUCAACAUCCAACAACUCCUCUUCAGAAACACCCUCCGACACAACCACUCUCCUCCCAUCUAACGCUCCACCUAGUCAGUCAUCCGACAUGCUCGCUGAUGCCCCGUUCAGCCAUCCCACCACCUCCGCCCAGAUCCUGUUGGACAUAACAACCAACUCCUCUGAUGCCACCUCUGUGAGCCCAUCCCUGGUGCCCCAGUCUGAUGCUGCCCAGUGGAACAGCACAGCCCACAGCUUGGAUACACAAGCUGACAAUAACCCUGUGGUCGAGCCGGAUGACGCUCACUAGCUCAUUAGCGCCACUCAAAUUUGAUAUAAGCAGCUAUUCCAGCUAUAUUAACAUGGGAUCUAAACAGAAAUGAAGCAGUGGAGGUGGGUGAUAGAUGCAGAAGCUGUUCUCUUCCUCCUAAUCUCUCUAUUCCUAUGUAUUACACCAACUCCUUCUUAUGGCACUUAGUGUUAAACGAUAUGUUCUAUCACAGCUUUGCACCUGCAGCUUUCUGUAUCAGCAAACACAUGCUUGUCCACUUUGUCGUUUUGAGGUUAUCACGCCAGCUGCAUUAUAGAAUUAAGUAACAUGUAUGUAUUAGUUAGUUAUCCAUGGUUAUUGUGUUGAUUCAACUAGCUAAAGCUGAAGGCAGGGAUAGAUGCCGUUUAACCCUAAAACUAACUUAGCAACUAAUAGGACUUCAAUGGAAAUCUGUCUGUAAUCAGUGAGUGUAUGCUGGGACGUAGGCCCAUACUGUAUAUCAGAGGAAACUUAACAAUCAUAACGUGUUCUAGCCACACUUGUAAAAUGGAGUUUGAUGCUGUGAUUAGUGAUUCUUCAAAGUUCCUGUCAAUAGUUUUCGAGCCAUAACAUCCUACAAGCUUCUACUCUCUGUUCAGCUUCAUGUCGGUUAAUUUCAUGAUAUUGUAUAUGUGGCAACAUAUUGGUGAAUCGUUAUAAAAUCAGUGUGCACAUUCAUUGGGAUCUUUGGUGCAGGAUUAAACCUAAUACUUUAUGGUUAUAUAAUUGCAAGACAUUUCCCUAAUUAUUAUUUCUUCUGUCCCCCAAUAUUUGUGCUCAAAAGUGCCUGUAAAAACACUGACUGUAAGUUUUUCCUCAGUAUUUUAAAUCAAUUAUCAGGUAAGCUUUGAUCAGAUUUUGUGAAUGUAAUGAACAUAUUUAUUACAAUAAUAUAAAUUUGGAUUAUGACACCAGGGAUAAUGUGUUGUGGACCAGAAAAUGGCUUGUUGUUAGAGAUUUUCACUUAAUUUCUUUGUUAAAAGCUCAGCAAAAAAUAAUAAUAACAGCAAUAAAUAUUUUAUCGUCUUUGAAUCUAAAGUCUGAUCCACACAAGUCAAUUCCAAACCUAGGUGUAAAAAUGUAAGUUUUCUCGCUAAGUUAGAAGAAAAUGUUGCACAAGGUGACAAUUUUGUACAAAACAGCGAGAUGCGAUUAGUCCUCUGUUCACUUUGACCACAAUUAAAAGCUAUUAAUGUAUCAAAAUGUUGAAAGUUACUCCACCUAAACUUCUUAUAUUAAAGGUAUUCUGUUGAGUUUUUGAUGGCUAGUGGUGCUGUAGAGUCAUGCGUUGCUCUGUCAGCACACAGAGUCAACAGUGACAUGAUGCAUAUUUUGGCUGACUGCAGAGAGCUAUAUAUAUGCAAUAGUUGCAGGAUUCAAAAACCAAAUGUUUGUCAGGCCUCAAAUAUAUUAACAAAAUGUUUUAGUAAAAGAUUUUGAUUGUUAACAAAACCAUUAAAACCACUAGUUUUUGCACACUGUAGAAAUGAAAGCCUUAAAUCUUGGACAUACUUUGUAUCUGCACAUAGAAAAUCAGUCCUUAAUCCUGAUUUUAUAUAAUCUAAAAAGUGGCAGGACUGCCCCCAAAGAUCCCAAAAGAAUUACGCCUAAUCAAUCAAUGCAAUAUGAAUUACAUCAGUUAAUAAAUGACUUUCUCUAUCUGUGCGUGUCUGAGCUACAUCCUGUAUGUUCUGAGGAAGGUGCAAUAAAAAAACAACAAAACAUAACAAACUCAA
Molecule: messenger RNA, 3037 nt
Organism: Larimichthys crocea (large yellow croaker)
Lineage: Eukaryota; Metazoa; Chordata; Actinopteri; Sciaenidae
Gene: soul5l
Product: heme-binding protein soul5, like
Exons: 7
Coding region: 243-1301 (352 amino acids)
Molecular function (GO): heme binding
Source: RefSeq, a predicted model, not a curated record